AAUUUUUUUUUUAUGUUGUUCCGGAUGUUUUUAUGUUCAUCUAUAAACUGCAGUGGUUUUUGAAAUUGGUAAACUGUGGAGUAAUCAGCAAGAUUGCAACAACUUCCUUCUCUUAACGGUGAACAACGUGAACACUUCUAAGGGAACAUUACUGUCUGAGUGAGCAGGAGACGGAGACGUUUCAUAGAAGCAUCGGCCAUGGACCUGAUCACCGGAAUACUGCUGGGACUUCUCCUAAAAGAUGAUAUGUGGAGAUCGGUAGAAGCGCAGACAUUUGAAUUGCCAAAAACCAUGAAGACUUUGGAAGGUUCCUGUGUUGUCAUCCCAUGCAAGUUCACUAUUGCUAAACCAAAGCCGGUCAUCCAAUGGCUCAAGUACAGCAAAAGCAAUCGGGGAGAAAUCUAUAACAGCAAGAAUUCGAGUUCGGUGCUCAAGUCAUUUUUGGGUCGGGUAUCUUUAGUGGGGGACCUGGCCAAAGGGAACUGCACCAUCAGGAUCAAUAAUGUGAGCUCCAUGGAUGGUGGCCUCUACUUUCCUCAGAUCGACUCUGACCCACCAACAUGGAAAGAAGAAAGCGACGAAAAUGUUCCUCUUUAUAUUAACAACGUCCCAGACCCCAGUAUGAUAUAUGGCCCUGAUAAACCGAUGGAAGGAAAUACCUAUGUCUUCACUUGUGAUGCCAAACACACCUGUCCUGCCAACCUACCAACACUCACAUGGAACUUCAGGAACCUGCCUGCCAAAACGCAUCACAGAGAGCUGGGAAAUGGAGUGUGGGAAACUGUUUCAAAACUAACCUUCAAAGCAGACUCAGAAGACAAUGGGAAGGCCCUGAAAUGUUUUGCAGAGUAUCCUAACAACAAAAAAACAGGAACACUGCGGAUGCUAAACAUAUUGUAUCCUCCAAAAAUGGUGUCCGUCCAAAGUACCCACGAGACCGGCCAUGUGAGGAAAGGUGACAAGUUUGCACUGAUUUGUCAGGGUUAUGGAAACCCGAAUAUUACUAAUUACACCUGGUACAAGAACAAUCAGACCGUCUUCUUCGGACACACAAUUAAAGUCCUUCACAUGGAUGGGAUGACGGAAGACAAAUCUGGACAGUAUUAUUGCUUGGCCGGUAACGAUAUCGGGGAGACCAAAUCUGAGCCAAUCACACUGAUUUGUGUGGACUGUGCGUCUUCACACAUCAAAGCAGUGGUGGCGGCAGUCGUUAUGGUGGUGUUGGUCAUUAUACUGGCAGUAGUCAUUGUGAUGUGGUAUAGAAGAAAAAGAGCUUCAAGGCCACCGAAUCCUGAGACUGAAGAAGCCUCCAGAUGCACCAAUGUCUAUAUGAAUGUUAUGGUGCCCCAUGAUCCAAAACCUGUGGUUGAAAGUCCUUAUGCAGCAUUGCAGACAGACAACAGAUGUCCGGACUACGAACAACUGCAGCCACAAAAUAUCCAAGCCACGAACAAGCCACCAUUCCACACAUCCCCUUCCUAUUCGCUGUAUGAGGAGGUCGUCCCAUUCAGAAGUCUACAGAAUAAAAAGUGAAAAAAAUAUUCCUAAUAAUUUAUG
Molecule: messenger RNA, 1557 nt
Organism: Rana temporaria (common frog)
Lineage: Eukaryota; Metazoa; Chordata; Amphibia; Anura; Ranidae
Product: B-cell receptor CD22-like
Exons: 8
Coding region: 199-1533 (444 amino acids)
Source: RefSeq, a predicted model, not a curated record